This is a messenger RNA of Momordica charantia (bitter melon), 2056 nucleotides long. The record is from RefSeq and is a predicted model, not a curated record. Lineage: Eukaryota; Viridiplantae; Streptophyta; Magnoliopsida; Cucurbitales; Cucurbitaceae.
GGAGGAGAGGGAAACAGAGAGGAGGAAGGAAGAGGAGAGAGAGGGAAAUGGGAGGAAAUUACCAGAAGAGGGGAGAGUGGAGGAUGUGGAGAAAGGGGAAAAAUUAGGUGUUUUGCCUCAAGAACAGGUGAUGGAGAGGGAUAAUCCGGGAGAUUUGCACGUGGCAAUGUUGCAUAGGUUGAAUCCAACGAACCCUUUGAGAGUCAUCAUCAACGGUGGAGGCAGAGUUGCCACUCCUUCUCCUCGGCCGCCCUCCGCCGGCCCUUCCGGCCACCUUCAUCAGUCUCCUGUGCCUCGCUCUAUUUCAACCCCACAGCAACCUGCAGAGGUGAACCUGAAUUCAAAAGCAUACACAAAUAAAAUAUCUCUGUUUCUGUUUGUUCUGCACUUCGUUUUGGCUGUUGGGCUGGUUUGUUUCCUUGUUUUCAAAGGGAUUCAAGGGCUGUUAUAUGCAUCAGACUCUAUAAAGAGAAAAGAGAAGAGGAUUCUUCAGUAUUUCCUCCCACAAGUUGAAGUUGCAUCUGUUUUGAGCAUUACUCUUGCAUUUGCUUGGCAGAAGGCUGUGAGGUUGUGGCCUAGAUUCAUGGUUCAUUUCAUUCUAUGGUGUUCCUUUGCAAUGUCCUUAACAGCUGGAAUUCUCCUAGUUUGUUUUCAGAUGCCUGCCACAGAAGGUGUGGGAGUCUGUUUUCUUGCUUUUGCUAUUGGAAAUGGUUUAUAUGCCUGUUGGGUUUCCCAGAGAAUCGGGUUUUGUUCAAAGGUUUUCGUCAAAUCGCUCGAGCCUGUUUGCAAGUUUCCCGACUUGAAUCAGCCAACGUACUGGAUGCUUGGGGCUGGGUUUCUUUGGAUGUCUCUUUGGAUUUUGGCUGUGAUUGGAGCAUUGAACUUUUAUUUCCCCCCUUUGACUAUACUUGCUUUAGUACUUAGCUUGCUUUGGACUGCUGAGGUUAUGAGAAAUGUUGCUAAUAUAACUGUUAGUAGGGUGAUCUCUCUGUAUUAUCUUAGAGGAAUGCAGUGCAAUACUAAAUUUUGCCUACAAAGAGCCUUGACUAGAAACCUAGGAAGUGCUUCUCUUGGUUCUCUCUUUGUGCCAACCAUCGAAGCUCUUCGAAUACUCGCCCGGGGUCUGAAUUUGCUCGAGGGGGAAGAUGAGUUCAUGUUUUCUUGCGCUCAUUGUUGUCUCCAUGUCAUGAACUCGAUCUUCCGACGUGGUAAUAGUUGGGCCUUUGUGCAGAUAGGAUCGUAUGGAAAAGAUUUCGUGCGGGCAUCGCAAGACACUUGGAAGCUCUUCGAGAUGACAAACAUGGUACCAAUCGUCGACUCAGACAUAACGAGCUCGAUUUGCUUCCUCACAGGGGUUUGUAGCGGCUCCAUCUGCGUCAUUGCCAUAGCUACUUGGACUUUUACAGUGCACCGUGGUUUCACAGCCACCAUUUCCUUGCUAAGCUUCAUCAUCGGAUACUUAAUGACAAGGAUCUCAAUGGCGCUGCCCCAUGCAUGCGUGAGUUGCUAUUACGUUUGCUACGCCGAGAGUCCCGAUGGACGACUCUUCGACAAUACGAUUAAGGAUCGUCAAGCCUUAAUAAAGUCGAACCGAGACGUAAUCAUGACACCUAGAAUGCCACGUCAGAGUAGGACAUAACCACUCUCAUUGAAGCUUAGCUAACUGAUUUCUGACCCAAAUUAGUGCACUCAAAAUAAACUUGGAAACUCCUCCUCCUUAGGCCAUAGUUUGAAGCUGUAGAUAUUGCUUUUAGAUGUUUUAAGGUCACAACUUUCUACCAUUAUUGGGGAGAAGAGUGUGGAAGUGCCCUUGAGAUUCCUAUCCAAAAGGGAAAAGGAAAAAAAUUGCCCAUAAAAUGUUUUUGGAUAUUCUCAUUUCCAAGCAUAAAGUGGGGCCCACCACUUUGUGGCAAGAAGCUUUUCACUCUCUCGUGUCAUCUUGUUAGGUAAGACCCACCAUUGUUUUAUUCAAUUGUAGUUGUGUUUCCUUAUGUAACAAUCUCUUAAAUUAAUCUCUUAAAUCUUUGAAUAAAGAAACUAAUGGGUGUUUUGGUAA